Molecule: messenger RNA, 522 nt
Organism: Pyrgilauda ruficollis (rufous-necked snowfinch)
Lineage: Eukaryota; Metazoa; Chordata; Aves; Passeriformes; Passeridae
Product: noelin-2-like
Exons: 1
Coding region: 68-310 (80 amino acids)
Biological process (GO): signal transduction
Source: RefSeq, a predicted model, not a curated record
GCACACUUUGGAAGUGCUGCGGAGCUGGGAUACGGGAUACCCCAAACGGAGCGCGGGUGAAUCCUUCAUGAUCUGCGGGAUUCUCUACGUCACCAAUUCCCACCUAGCCGGCGCCAAGAUUUAUUUCGCUUAUCACACGAACACUUCCAGCUACGAAUACACGGAUAUCCCCUUCCAUAAUCAGUAUUCCCACAUUUCCAUGCUGGACUACAACCCACGGGAGAGGGUGCUCUACACCUGGAAUAACGGCCACCAGGUCAUCUACAACGUCACGCUCUUCCAUGUCAUCAACACGGCCGGAGAGCUGUGAUGGACAUUCCCAAGGGGAGAGAGAAUUCCCAGCUUUUUGUUUUUUACGCUUCCACGCUUCCCCUUUACCGUCCUUGCAAUUCCAGAGGGACGCAGUGACGAGGUGGAAAUUCCCAGUUCUCUGCGUGUCCCACACUGAAAUUCUGCUUUAUUCCCAUUAUUUUGUACCUAUGUUGCAUUUCCCCUCUUUUCCCCCCCCUUUUUAUCUUUUUU